CCUCGCAAUUGACUUUUGUUUUCGUUUGCCAGUUUCAGCGUUUGGUUGUGGAACCAAACCCGGUCGAUUAUCAACUUCAAAAAACCCCGAAAAACUUCAGCAUCUCAGAGAGUUUUACAAAUCCAAGAUGAAAGUCACCUUGGUAUUAGCUGCAUUCUGUGUGGCAGCAUCAUAUGCUGAACCAGCCAUUAGUCAAGCCAGAAGUACCACCACCACCUCCACGAAACCAGGCAGAUUUUUGUCGCUGCCCAAUCCCGCCAAAUGUGCCAGCCGUCCCAAGGAGUUCUCCUAUCGCGGCCGCAACAUGUUCUUGAGCACCCACGUCCCUGCCUUGGCCAACAGAAAAGUCGAUUGGCUCGAUGGUCGUAAUCUCUGCCGUGAAUACUGUAUGGAUUUGGUGGCUUUGGAAACCCAAGAAAAGAACAAUCUGAUCUUCCGUGUCAUUCAACAAAACGAUGUGCCCUACAUCUGGACCGCCGGUCGCAUCUGCGAUUUCAAUGGUUGUGAAAACCGUCCCGAUUUGGAACCCAAAAACAUCUAUGGCUGGUUCUGGUCUGCCACCCGUGAGAAGAUCCAAGCCACCAACCGCAUUCCUCAAGGUUGGGGUUACAAUCCCUGGUCCCAGACCGGUCACAAGAAGCGCCCACAACCCGACAAUGCCGAAUACGACAUCAAUCAAACCAAGGAACAAUGCUUGUCGGUGUUGAACAAUGUCUACAAUGAUGGCAUUGCAUGGCACGAUGUUGCCUGCUACCACGAGAAGCCCUUCAUCUGUGAGGAUAACGAUGAAUUGUUGCGUUAUGUUGCUGCCACCAAUCCUGGCAUUCGUCUAUAAAACCUAAACUUAUUACAGGAGAGAAUUUUUAAUUUUAUUUUUUGUUUUUAUUUUUUAUUUUAUAAACAAAACAAAAUAGACUUUAGAAUUUAUAAAAAAACAAAAACAACAAGAAAAAAAACUACAAAAAACUAUUUUUUUACAUUCUCACCUCUGCGUUCGAAAGAAAAAAAAAAAACAAAAA
This is a messenger RNA of Stomoxys calcitrans (stable fly), 1019 nucleotides long. RefSeq lists its product as uncharacterized. Lineage: Eukaryota; Metazoa; Arthropoda; Insecta; Diptera; Muscidae. The coding region runs from base 128 to 835 and encodes 235 amino acids. The record is from RefSeq and is a predicted model, not a curated record. The transcript has 3 exons.